GAGCGCGCGCGCGAAUCGCGCGGUACUACCGUCGCCCGCAGGUUCGGCCACAAGCCCCGGAGCCCCGCCCCUUCCCGCGAGGCGUCUCCAAAGUCCCUGCCCCGCCGCGGAGCGUCACUUCCGCCAUCCCCGGCCGGGGUUGGGGCGGGGCGCGCCGGGGAGGGGGCCAGGUCGGCGGGAAGCUCGCCCGUGCCGGAGCCCGCGCCUGAACAGGGACUACAUUUCCCGAGGGGCCUAGGCGGCGGCUGCGGCGACGGGCGCGGCAACGUCCCCCGGAAGUGGAGCCUGGGACUUCCACUCGUGCGUGAGGCGAGCGGAGCCGGAGACGAGACUAGAGGCCGAACUCGGGUUCUGACAAGAUGGCCGGGCUGCCCCGCAGGAUUAUCAAGGAAACCCAGCGUUUGCUGGCAGAACCAGUUCCUGGCAUCAAAGCAGAACCAGAUGAGAGCAACGCCCGUUAUUUUCAUGUGGUCAUUGCUGGCCCUCAAGAUUCCCCCUUUGAGGGAGGGACUUUUAAACUUGAACUAUUCCUUCCUGAAGAAUACCCAAUGGCAGCCCCUAAAGUACGUUUCAUGACCAAAAUUUAUCAUCCUAAUGUAGACAAGUUGGGAAGAAUAUGUUUAGAUAUUUUGAAAGAUAAGUGGUCCCCAGCACUGCAGAUCCGCACAGUUCUGCUAUCGAUCCAGGCCUUGUUAAGUGCUCCCAAUCCAGAUGAUCCAUUAGCAAAUGAUGUAGCGGAGCAGUGGAAGACCAACGAAGCCCAAGCCAUAGAAACAGCUAGAGCAUGGACUAGGCUAUAUGCCAUGAAUAAUAUUUAAAUUGAUCCGAUCAUCAAGUGUGCAUCACUUCUCCUGUUCUGCCAAGACUUCCUCCUUUUUGUUUGCAUUUAAUGGACACAGUCUUAGAAACAUUACAGAAUAAAAAAGCCCAGACAUCUUCAGUCCUUUGGUGAUUAAAUGCACAUUAGCAAAUCUAUGUCUUGUCCUGAUUCACUGUCAUAAAGCAUGAACAGAGGCUAGAAGUAUCAUCUGGAUUGUUGUGAAACGUUUAAAAGCAGUGGCCCCUCCCUGCUUUUAUUCAUUUCCCCCAUCCUGGUUUAAGUAUAAAGCACUGUGAAUGAAGGUAGUUGUCAGGUUAGCUGCAGGGGUGUGGGUGUUUUUCUUUAUUUUUAUUUUUUUUUGAGGGGGGAGGUAGUUUUAUUUUUAAUUUUAUGGGCUCCUUUCCCCCUUUUUUGGUGAUCUAAUUGCAUUGGUUAAAAGCAGCUAACCAGGUCUUUAGAAUAUGCUCUCUAGCCAAGUCUAACUUUAUUUAGACGCUGUAGAUGGACAAGCUUGAUUGUUUGAACCAAAAUGGGAACAUUAAACAAACAUCACAGCCCUCACUAAUAACAUUGCUGUCAAGUGUAGAUUCCCCCCUUCAAAAAAAGCUUGUGACCAUUUUGUAUGGCUUGUCUGGAAACUUCUGUAAAUCUUAUGUUUUAGUAAAAUAUUUUUUGUUAUUCUACUUUGCCUUUGUACAGUUUAUUUUACUGUGUUUAUUUCAUUUUCCCAAUGUGACAAUCGUAUUUUAAAAUUAAAACUAUGGAACAUUCUGUCUUGGUCUUCACCAUCUGACAAAUUGAAUGGCAAGAGGUGGAUUUCGCCUGUUUCUUUUCACUGAUGCGGAUUUGUGUUAAGAUAGUACUGAAUGGAGUAUUUAUAAACUGGCCCUGAGCAUGCAUAAAGCAUCAGUAUCUGACCUUUUUUUAACCUCCUAGGAAUUUGAAAUAAAUGUGUUUGUGUUGUCUGAUUAGACGAUCAUUGGUGUCUUGCCACAAUGUUUAAAAAUUACUGUACAGGAAAGUCACAGCAAAGAUAGCAGUUGUGACUGACAUGUAGGACUUUCACAGUUGUGCCACAUUUUUGCCUAAAAUUUGGGUUAUGACGUUUUUCUUGGUUCUUGUCUGAAAAUUUCAUCUGUAACCUUUCAUGUGUGUUAUUAAGAAACACUGAUCUGAUAAUCAUUUGGGAUUUGCUGAGGCAUUUGUGAGUCUUCCUUAUAAACCUGAUGAGCAGAUCUCAAGCAUCCAGCUUGCGUGUCAUCAGAAAGGUUUAUUCCUUUGAGAGUAGCAAGUCCUCCAUUAAUGAUUCUUGCUUUCAUCCCUCUAGUAUUUGCUAUGGGAGCUCCUUUUAUUCUUUAAUUUGGAAUUCAGUAAUUGUUCUUCUUUAUUGACAGAAUUCCUCCCUUCACAAAACUGUUCUUUCCCACUUCUCUCCAUAUCUAAUUCCUGAUUCUUGUAAUUUUUAAGUCAUAAAUGUAGCCAGUCAUAAAUACAUAAAUGUGUUAACCUUUGGGUUGGAACCUUGUCUCUUGCAGUUUAAGGUAAUGGAUAUUGUAGCCCAUCUGAAUUUUCUUCACUCUUUUUCUCGUAAUUCUGGAGUUUCUUCAGAUUGUGGUGUAUUUUAUUGUGCUCCUAUGUAAGAUGAAGAAUUAACUAUUAAAAUUACAUUUUCAACAUA
This is a messenger RNA of Piliocolobus tephrosceles (Ugandan red Colobus), 2498 nucleotides long. It is a transcript of the gene UBE2N, whose product is annotated as ubiquitin conjugating enzyme E2 N. The transcript is spliced from 4 exons. NCBI's taxonomy places the organism in Eukaryota, Metazoa, Chordata, Mammalia, Primates, Cercopithecidae. Bases 360 to 818 code for a protein of 152 amino acids. The record is from RefSeq and is a predicted model, not a curated record.